AUGGCUGCUGCAGGAGGAUGCAAUAAUAGUAGUGGCCACCUUGAUCAUAACAUUGACAUACCAAGCCAUGGCAAAUCCUCCAUCACUCAUUCAGCUCUUCAUGUCGCAGCACGAUCUGGGAAAACAGAUUUUGUGAACCACAUUGUGACUCGAAUGCCUUCAUUAGCCAUAGAGACAAACAAACAAGGUAUGAUCCCACUGCACUUGGCUGCUUUUGAAGGUCAUGUUGAGACAGUGAGGGAGCUGUUGAAGGCAAAUCUUGAUGAUGAUGGACGAAGAAGGCUGGACUCCCUGCACUUUGCAUCACAGAAAGGCAAGAUCAUGGUGAUGGAAGAGUUAAUCAGCGUAUAUCCUCAGUGCCUAGAACAAGUUACAGUAAAAGGAGAGACUGUUCUUCAUUUAGCAGUGAAGGCUAACCAAUUUGAAGCUGUGAAAGUGCUAGCGGAGAGGAUCAAAAGGCUUCCAAAUUUCCAGACACUGUUGAAAGCACAGGACCAAAAUGGCAAGAGCACCUAUCACCUUGCAGCAGCAAAGGAACAGUCUCAGGUAUUAGAGAUACCGAAGGAAGAUGAUGAGAAGGGUGACGAAAUAAAAGAGGAAGGUCAUAUAAACAUUGAGGGAGAGGGAAGUGAUGACACUAAAGCAUCUAAAAAAGUGAAGAGCAAUGUAUCGCAUCUAUUUCAGGACGCAAUACUGGUAGAAGCAACCUUGAUUAUAACAUUGACGUAUCAAGCUAUGGCAAAUCGUCCAUCAACCUUUUACAAAGAUGGCAGCAGUAAAAUAGAUUAG
Molecule: messenger RNA, 789 nt
Organism: Neltuma alba
Lineage: Eukaryota; Viridiplantae; Streptophyta; Magnoliopsida; Fabales; Fabaceae
Product: ankyrin repeat-containing protein BDA1-like
Exons: 2
Coding region: 1-789 (262 amino acids)
Cellular component (GO): plasma membrane
Molecular function (GO): protein binding
Source: RefSeq, a predicted model, not a curated record